This is a messenger RNA of Cuscuta europaea, 7351 nucleotides long. NCBI's taxonomy places the organism in Eukaryota, Viridiplantae, Streptophyta, Magnoliopsida, Solanales, Convolvulaceae. The record is from the annotation of a GenBank genome assembly.
CAAUGACACUAACAUAGUAUUAUAUAUUUACUGUUGAAUCCUUAAAAUACCUUCUUCUUUUAUGCGUGAUAAGGUACUCUGGUCUAACACAUCAUUUAUAAUCUCCGGAAAAAUCAUUCAUUUGGUAUGUUACACUUGUGCUAUUUGUUGCCAAGGUGCCUCUCCACAUGAAAAUAUUUUCUAAAUCAUAAGAUGAAGUCUUCAUUUCUUUCAAUAAUCCACUGUAAUUUGACUCCCCUAUUAUAUCAAAAGAAUUUCUUUUUAAAAUCUAAAAUAGAUGAACUAUUAAACAAAAAUCUUCUUGUGGAUAAGUCUUUUGUGAAUAAGUUAUAUUCUAAGUUUAGUAACCAAAUCUUCUCGGAGGUCCUCUAGAAAAUCAAUAUAUGGGUUAACAUUAACAUGUCAACAUUAAAAGAAAUUGUUUGCUUAGUUUCAAUUUUUUCAUAUUUCAUAAACACAAGACAUCAUAAAUGAUCUGUUUAACAAAAUUUGACAUUGUCAUACCCAUAAUUGGCUGACACAAAAAAAUACAUGAUAGCAGACAGACAAGACAAGGAGGUGAACUAUAACUAGGUCAGUGACUUUAUAUUAAUUUCAAUUCUUUCACCCUUUUCUACAAUGAUUUGGAGACUAUCUCUUUGCUUCCUCAAUUAGCUGUAGAAUGAUUAGAAAGCAAAAUGCUAUGGACAUUUUUAUUUAUUAAACCCUUCAAAACCUUCACUAAUGAAAAUGUAUAAUAUUCAAAUUUGUAGUCUAUAAGAGACAAAACUAAUAGUUUAAUCGUAAACUCCCUUUAGGCCGUUCAUUAUCCAUAAUAAUUUCUUGGUUGAUAUUCCACAGUAUUGUUCUUUCUAACUUUAAUCUUCUAACUAUAUCACUUAGGAAGUAUUGUUUGUUCAUGGUGGUAAAGUUUAUGUAACCUUCCAGAAAUAAGGAAAUCAAUUGGUUACACAUAAUUCCAUAGAACCUGACAAAUGAUAACCCACUAAAUCAUCUGAUAAUAAACUAUAUGGGAUCGUAUCUAAGACUAUCUUAGACUAAACAAAUUAAUUUUCCACAAUAAAAUUUUAAUUCCGAAUCCUCUUUUGUUUUACACAACCUUUGCAUUAUGUUCUUUAGAUUUCGAUUGGAAAUAAUAAACUGGUCAUGGAAUCUACACGAUAUCUUUCAAAAGAAAAUCAAACACCAUAACUGAAACCUUCUUACCGGUUUAUAUUCUUAACUCGACUGAUACUAUUUUACUUAAUGAGAAGUCACAUAGUAUAACUUACCCAACUUUUCGGGUUUAAUCCUUUGGAAUUGUUGACGACUUACAACAUAAGAAUAGUUUGUAGUGGCAAACUUUUACACUCUUUAUUCCCAUUAAUACAUCUAUUACUCAAGGAGCAUAUCAUCAGUUACAGAUACGAACUUAUUGGGAUAUUGUCUACAAAUACUUAUACUCGUUCAUAAGGGAUAUAAGAGAGCUCAAUGGUACCAUAUUCUUUAUUCUAUUGAAAUAUUCAUAUUCUAGAUCAUACUAUAUUCAAACACACUUCGUAAAUCCCUAUAUCGCAUGCAAUAGGUUAUUCUCUACAUUUUUACUCACCAUGUGGCUAAAAAUGUUGGACACCCGCUCCGAAGGUAUUUUCUAGCCUUCACAGCAGGGGUUACCAUUUUCGUUAGUCUCAGAGACUCUCUACGGAAUUUGAAGGGUUCCGCACCAUGUGGUUCAAACCAAAACUAUUGGUUCGAACUAACCCACUAGCUCUGAAUUUAACCGCUCGGUUAAAACCAGUUAAGCAGCCUCAUAGGGUUUAUUAUUUCAUUCUUUCAUAUUACACCAUGGGGGAUUCACCAUAUAAGUGAGGACCAGUUUAUUAACUACCGUGGAUCUAUUAUUUCUUUCUUUAAUAUUAUGAUACGGGAAUUUUAUCAUAUCAGUUUAACAACUACAUACAAUUUGUUAUUUUCUCCUUUAAUAUCAUGACAUGGAAAUUUUACCAUAUUACUCUAUAACAAUCAAUUAUCUACAUAAAUGCUAAACUCUCAUUGGAAACCAAGGUUGUUCUCCACUUGGAUUGUGUUUAAUAUUUAGUUAUGGUCUGUUAAGAUCAUCAACCUAUAAGAAUGAUCGAAAAUUUUCAUAAAUAACUUAUUUGGCUAAGAUAAGUGUUAUUAAGCACUUUUUGCUAUAAAGAUUUAGCAAAUUGACUUCAAUAGCCUUGACCUCAAGGGCUUAUCUCAUUUUAACCUCAUUAUCAUCCCGUCUAGCACAGUAACCCUUAUUAAUUGUUGACACGUUUGCUAAACUCUGGCCUGUUGUCCAACCUACCCAUAUGCUUUAUAAUACAUUAAGAAACAUCUUUAUCGUGUAAUGAAUACACAUGACACAUACAUAUAUACCCAACAUUUGUACUGAGUUCACUUAUAUGAAAUAGUAGUUACUCUUAUAUGUCUUUAACUACUCACUUACCUGAGAGAUGUCGAGGAGUGCGUGGCAAUGGAUGGAGUUACGGAAGGACCUGGGCUCUAAUACCAAACUGUAACGACCGUCCCCAAAACGGCCAUUACCAUACUCAAACAUAAAAGAGACUCGAUAAAUCAAGCGGAAAUAAAGAUACAAAGCCUCGAUAGGAGACUUUAUUUCUUUUAGAACAAAUCAAACCUUACAACCAUAACAAAAUGCAUCCAAAAUAAAACAUUUGUAAAACCAUUACACCUGAUCAGGAUUUUAAAAACGUUUAACAACCCUUUGAAGUACCAACGUACUAAAACCACAACAUAACUGAUAGCCCGAUCUUCUCCGUUAACCCAUCCAAAACCUUGUCACCGGCUGCAUACAUUCUCUCAGGCUUCCGUACCUCGUUCAUUACCUAUACAUGAGAAUACAAGAAAAUAGAAGUCUCGUAAGCAAUAAUGCUUAGUAAGUCACCAUUUCAUCCACUAAAAACAUUUAGGGAAUCUUAGCUAGCCAUAAUUAGAUACAUGAGCUUGAAUACUCCAUAUACAUAGCAUAUUCACACACAUAUUCAUAUAAUGUAAAACACAACAUCAUGUAACGAAAUCUAAAAGAUUUCCUCAUUCAUAAUUCUUUCUUCUUAUCUUAUUACUUGACUUGAUGGGCCCGUAGCUCGUGUCGUGGCCCCUUGCUAAUGACCUUGGGUAGCUAGCCCGCAGCCAUCAGAAGUAAUCCUGGGAUUCCCCGCGGAAGGAGAUCCCGCUCCGUUUAGCUCAGGUGAUUACUUGGGGGAACAGCUACCUUGUAACAUUUCUUGUCUUUCAUUACUUUCAUUAUCAUCAUAACUUCCUUUCAUUGUUGGUUCCAUAUGAAUCUAACCCCAAAUCAAACAUAGAACUUGAAAUUCACAUAUCUCAUGACAUACAAUUUCAAGUAUUCAUGCACAUACAUCACAAUCACAAUAUUCCAUAACUUUACAAUUAACACCACCUGUCAAUCGGUACAUAUAACUUGGAAUUCACAUAUUUCAUACCAUACAUUUUCAAAUACCCGGGAACAUAUAUCAUAUUCACAAUUAGCUAAUCUUCCACACUUUAUUUAGAACUAUCACGUAUAGGUGGUGGUGACUUACCUGGUUCACACGGAGUAUUUGCCCUUGUGUGUGCGUGUACGGUGUCCAUGAGCAACAGUUCUUCGAUGAGCAACUAUAAUUAUAAAUACACAAGCUUAUACUUGAUCAACCUUAAAUUCAUGUCUUUAGAAAAUCCUUAGACUUAAGGUGAGGGAAAGUUCACAAAUCAGCCCCUACAAGUUAGAAAACUCCCCCUUUUCCUACAACAAAUCGGGCAUAGAUUUGGGGUGGCUAGAUAAAUAAGAAUCUGAUUGAAUUUCAUGAAUCAAGACUCAUCAUCUAUCAACUACCUUUAAUAAUAUCAAGGACUCCAUGUAUCUAGUUAGAAUCAGCCACUAAUCAUUAAAAUACUUCCCAAAUUCUUUCAUUAAAUUGGGUAUAAUUUUGGGGUAGCUAAAUACUUAAAAUUUCACAAAAGUUUUUAAUCAAGGAUGAAGAACAACUCUAUAUCAACCUUAAUAUUAAGAAAAUAAAUUAAUUUCCCUAGAAUCAACUCUAAAUCAACAAACCCUAGAAAAAUCCCCAACCAAGAACUAUAGAUAUAAAUAUAGAAGAAUACUUUAUGUAAAGUGUAAAAUCUUACCAAGUGAUGAUUCUUGAUGAAUAAUAGACUUAGUUUGAGCUUGAAUCAGUCUAGGUAGGGUUUGGAAAUGAGUUUGUAGAGAGGGGGUCGAGCUGGGCUUCGUUUUGGGGAAAAUGGGAUUUUUCCCGUUUAAAUACGCCGUACACCGACCUGGGAAAAAAUCGCCCCGACCGGUGCCGAUUUGCCCCUGACCGGCGCCGUUUGUGAUGUGGUUUUGACGCCCCAAAGCUUCUGUUUUGGACCGGCGCCAGUUUGAGGUCAAUCGGGUGCCGAAAACGUCGUUUUUCGCCCUAAACCGACCCCGAUUGUUACUGUUCACAUCCUAGACCCCCGAUGACAUUUUAAACUAUAUUUUAAACACUUGAAUACUAUCUAACAUGAAAAAUAACUUGAUAUACCAUUACAUUUAAAAAUACGAAUGAUUAGUACGGUGUAGUUUCAUUGCUCAUCGGAUACCGUCGCCUGUGACGUUCAAACAUAAUACAAGCAUGUAAGUUCAAAUAUCAUUAUCACAAAGUUCAUACUCACGUGCUAUCCCUACACUUCACACAUAUAGCACUCAAACAUAAGUUAAAACAUGAUCAUAUAUAACAUUAAUUAAUGCAUAAGAAGUAGAAAAAGUACGGGCGUUACAGUAUGCGUAAUCUUUUUACUCACCAUGACAUUUUAUUUAGAAAAUCUUGUCGUGACACUCCUGAACAGAAUGAGGUGGCUGAGAGAAAACACCUUCAUCUUCUAGAAUUAACUCGCACUAUGCUCUUUGAGGCAAAAAUGCCAGCUACAUUUUGGGUAGAUGCGGUUUUUACUGCUACCUAUAUUAUCAAUCGUCUUCCCACUCCCAAUUUAAAUGGUUUAUCUCCCUUUGAAAAUUUAUUUCAUCAUUCUCUAGACUUCUCUUUUAUGCGCAUUUUUGGGUGUGUCUGUUUUCCAAAUUUCAAUGCCACGUCUUCAAAUAAACUUUCACCGCGUUCAGUUUUAUGUGUUUUUCUGGGUUAUCCUCCUGAGUAUAAAGGUUACCAUUGUCUUGAUCCGCUUACCGACAAAAUAUACAUCAAUAUGAAUGUUAUAUUUCAUGAAAAUUAUUUUCCAUAUUCUGAUUUAACGUCUUCUAAGUAUAAAAACACUGCCUCGGUGUCCCAUGCACAACCGCCUGCCCACAUACCCUUGGUAUCCCCAUCCCACACACAUCCCUCGGCAAUCUCCCCUUCUCCCAGUCCCGCGGACCUACUGACCGACCCCAAACCCUUUGCUUCCCUCUAUCAGCCACCUUCUCCCGUGCAGCCCAACAGAGCUGCAACCCCUCGGCCACCAUCACCCCGACAGCCUGAUAGUCCAACUCCUUCCCCGCCAUCAUCCCCAAACCAGUCCGACAGCCCCUCAGACCUCCCGCCAUCACCCAACACCUCCCGCCCCCAUAACCCGUCGCCACCUACUUUCCCGAAUCAGACCGGUCAUCCAAUGCAAACACGUGCCAAAUCAGACAUUUUCAAACCAAAAACUAUUUUUAAUCUUAAAACAUAUAUUAUGGCAUGUGAUCCUACUUGUUUUAAUUUUCAUUUGCUAAUAAAGAUGCUAAAUGGAGAGCGGCUAUGGUUGAGGAGUUUAAUGCUUUGAUUGACAAUCAGACUUGGGAUUUAGUUCCGUUUAAUCAUCAUAAGAAUGUGGUGGGGUCUAAAUGGAUUUAUAAAACUAAAUUUAAAUCUGAUGGGUCUGUUGAAAGGCAUAAAGCACGUCUAGUAGCUCAAGGAUUUACCCAACAAGCUGGGGUUGAUUUUUCUGAAACAUUUGGCCCUGUGGUCAAACCUACUACUGUUCAUAUUGUUUUGUCUCUUGUUGUUUCUUUUGGUUGGACCACGCGUUAGUUAGAUGUUAAAAAUGCUUUUCUUCAUGGGAAUCUGAUAGAGGAAGUCUAUAUGCAUCAACCACCUGGUUUCAUUCAUCCUCAGUUUCCUAAUCAUGUGUGCCGCCUGCGCAAGGUAAUUUAUGGCCUCAAGCAGGCUCCUCGGGCCUGGUUUUACAGGUUUAGUAGCUUUCUUCUGACUCAUGGCUUUAUAUGCAGCAAGUCUGAUAAUUCCUUAUUUAUUCAUCUCCGCGGGUCAUCUAUUCUUUACCUGCUUCUUUAUGUGGAUGAUAUUAUUAUUACCGGUAAUUCCCCUUCCUUUAUUUCUUCCUUUAUUUCUUGUCUUGACCGAUACUUUGCUAUGAAGGAUUUAGGGGAUUUACAUUUUUUCCUCGGUGUCCAAGUUGUGCGUCUACCUAACGGUCUAUUUUUAUCACAGUAAAAAUAUGUGUCUGAUCUCCUAACUAGGUUUCAUCUUCAUACUCUUAAACUUGUUUGCACCCCUCUCCCUUCUAGAACUAAGUUAUCUCUCACUCAUGGUGAACUUCUUGCAGAUCCUAUGGAAUACAGAAGUAUGGUAGGUGCUUUACAGUAUUUGACUAUGACUCGACCUGAUAUUACUUUUGAUGUUCACCUGGUUUCCCAAUUUAUGCAUGCUCCACGUACUUCACAUAUUUUGGCUGUUAAGUGCAUUUUCAGGUACCUCCAAGGCACUCCAGAUCAUGGCCUACUGCUUCAGCCAGAUCAGUCAUCUCCUACCGUUCAGGCCUAUUCUGAUGCUGAUUGGGCCGGGUGUCCUGAUAGUAGCCGGUCCACAUCUGGUUUUGCUAUUUUCUUGGGUCCUAACUUGAUUUCCUGGAAAUCCAAAAAGCAGCCCACUGUUUCCCGAUAAUCUACAGAGGCCGAAUCCAGGGCCAUUGCCUACACAGUUCAGGAUACACUACACAUCAGGUCCAUUUUGUUCAAGCUAGGGGUACCUAUUUGCGUGCCGGUUCGGUUGCUGUGUGACACUGUUUCUGCUUCAUAUUUAUCCACUAAUCCUAUUCAGCAUGCAUGCAGCAAAUACAUCAGCAUUGAUUAUCAUUUUGUCAGGGAGCGUGUUUCUCAUAGAGACCUCGUAGUGCGCUAUGUUCCUACACAGUUUCAACUAGCUGAUAUCUUCACCAAAUGCUUAUCUCCUCAACAGUUUAUUUUUCUUAGGGACAAUCUGCAUGUUGUUUCCCCUGCACAGAUUGAGGGGGUGUAAUAAUGUAUUAAUGAGCUAAAAUAGGGUUUCCAUAUUUUGUUAGUUUCCUAUUGUAUUUUGGACACUUAUUCUAUUAUAUAUAUGACAUCCAGGGCUACCUAUUGGGUAAG